AUGCCGCCAUUUACCCGAAGUGUUGCCAAAGCCCGUCUCCGGGAUGUCAGUACUCCUCCAAGGACAUACGCAGACCGCGUCUUGACCCAGAUGCAAAGAGACUCGCUAUGGGACUCCCAGGCUCCACCGCGCAAGUUCAGCGACGCACGUGGCCUCAAAGACUUGAUCGAGAUUGCCGUCGUCUUUGUCGUCGCCACAAUCCUCGACAUUACCAAGGACAUUGUCAUGAUUAGCAAGAAACCCAUUGGAUGGGUAUUGGCAACUUAUCUUGUGCUGAUGGCCUUGUCUGGUACCAGCGAACUCUUUGUCAGGACGUUCAUGUCCCCCGUUUGCUCAUUGCCUCUCAUAUCGGGCCGUAUCGAAUACUGCAACCGCGAUGAACUCAGUCGUCGGUUCUCCCCCGAUUUCCCCAAGCUUGUCAGCUUGCAGUCCAGACUGGAGGAUGUCAUGGAUGAUUCCGCUAGCAGCUCCAUAGUAGCUGUUGAUAUCAAGAACUCUGAGAUGGCAACAACGCUCGUCAAGAUAAGCACACUAGUGGCCAAGGACUCCCUCGUCGAGCGCCUCAACGAAUUCGUUGUCGAUGCCAAAACUGCUGGUCGAAACUUGCAGAGGUUUGGAGGCCGCGUUGGGGGUGCAAAUACUGCCAAAGACUCCCAGGCCCAAAUCUCUAGCGGCCCCGUACAACGUGUUAUGAACGCAGUUUCGCCUAUCAAGGUGUCUGGACCACAGGUCAUUGCUGCUCGUCGAAAAGAAGUCGAAACGAUGUGGUAUCAGGCCACCGGUAUGAUGGAUGCGACCAUCCGCAAGUUGAUUCACGAGGCAGAAGCAAAUAUUAUUGCUUUGGAUAAAUUAGAGAGUCAGUUGGACCUCAUUAAUGAGAUGAUUUUACGCGAGGACGAAGGUAUCCGUGCAAAAGCAGAAGAAGUCUUGGGUGAAUUGUGGACCAAGCUCGGAGGGAACAAGAAAAAGUUGAACAGCUUCCGCUCCCAUCGCAUGCUCCUCAACGAAAUUCGCACAUAUCGCAAACGUGCCUUGGCACACGUUUCGAGCACACUAGUCCAAUUACAAGGGCUGUCUGCGGAUUUGGACGAUCUUAGGCAACGAGUCGUUACCCCUACACUGGCUGGCGAAGAAGCUGGUAUCCCCCUUGAGGUUCAUAUCGGAAGCAUGCAAAAGGGAACAGAACGACUACUGGAAGGCCGCAAACGUGCUCGCGAACGUGAAGAUGCAUAUCUCCAAAAGGUGCUUUCCGAGGGUCAGGAGCGACCAUCGAUUUCCGCCAAGUGA
Messenger RNA from Rhizoctonia solani, 1287 nucleotides. RefSeq lists its product as uncharacterized. The transcript is spliced from 6 exons. The record is from RefSeq and is a predicted model, not a curated record. Bases 1 to 1287 code for a protein of 428 amino acids. NCBI's taxonomy places the organism in Eukaryota, Fungi, Basidiomycota, Agaricomycetes, Cantharellales, Ceratobasidiaceae.